UCAUUGCAUAAAGACUUUAAAAGAAGUUUUUACUCAUCAGUUACGAAUAAGUAAUGAAAAAAGAUAACUGGAAACUAUAAACACUUUAUCAUUAGCCACCAAUUGAUAAGCAUAUAACAAUUAUUAACUUGCAUGUUCACAUACAAUUCCACAAAGUUACAGAACAUCUGAAAGAGAGAAUCACACAAUCACCAGUUUGUACGACAAGGUACCUUCCCUUCAUAACCUGUUCUUAUCUCUUGCAUUCCUUCUUUUAUUUCUCACAAAAUAAUAUUCAUCUUUCCUGCAGAUGGAACACUGUACCAACGAUCCCCUUCCAAUCACUCUUUGCAAAGGCGGCCUUGGAUCUCAUGACGAACUAAAUCACGACAGUGAGGAAAAUCAAUCUAACAAUAAAGAGCUAACCACAAAGCAUACAAGGAUGCUUCCACGUCUAAUUCCUUUGAGAAUGCGUGCAGAAUCUUUACAAGGAAAGAGAAAGGAACAAACUCCGAGUGAACAAGAUGCAAAAUCAAUAUACUCCAGUGGAUGUUUGCAUGAAUUGACGCUUGCGAUAUUAGGUUGCAUUGAGAUAGAAGUACAAGCAAGUAAAGGAAAUGCUUUUGCAAACGAGCAGAGGUUCUACAAGGACAUUCUGAAUACCAUAUAUCAUGCAUUGGAAAAUGCAUGCCAGACUGCCAUCACAGAUCUCAAGAACACAUGCAGGGUUCAGGUUGAUGAUCCAAAUUACACAGGAGUUGUGGCUCAAUGAAGAAAACCUCAUGUAGCCACAACCUUU
Hordeum vulgare subsp. vulgare (domesticated barley) is the source of this 778-nucleotide messenger RNA. RefSeq lists its product as uncharacterized. The transcript is spliced from 2 exons. The record is from RefSeq and is a predicted model, not a curated record. Lineage: Eukaryota; Viridiplantae; Streptophyta; Magnoliopsida; Poales; Poaceae. The coding region runs from base 290 to 751 and encodes 153 amino acids.